AUGAAGAUCAUCAAAGCGGUGGCGCAAAGAGACCCUCCUCCGCGAUGGGGGUAUUUGUCGCUCAUGCUGGGUAUGCUGUACUUACUACGACGCGCCAAGAUCAAAGACAUCCCACGCGAGAAUGUGAUAAGCUUUUUUGCUGCAAUGCUGCCCACGGAGCUUUCGCACAAUAUGCUGGCUCUCAACUUCGCCAUUAUCUACAAGCUACACAAAUCCAAGCAGCCCGUUUUGUCAGAGUGGGUCGGUUCCAUUGGAGCUUUGUUGCAGUGUGUUGUCAUGGUUCGGCUGGCAAAAGUUUACCGGGACAAUAUCUUCACCAAACACCUCAUUCGUGACACAAUGUACGCUUCCGACAUGCCUUCGGAUGGUGUUCAGACUAUUGGCAAGCUCAACUGGAACCAGUGGCUAGCUGUACUCUUACCCGUUCCUCAACCGAUGGGACUGGCGAUGGCAUUUCCAGGAGUCUCCAAGGUGCAGACAGUGACUUUUGCCCAUGUCGGGAAGAACAGAACUACCCCAUUGCUAAUGGAUGUAUACAAGCACCGAGAUACGCCGUCAAAUGCUCCGAUCGUAUUGUAUAUUCACGGCGGUGCGUGGGUUAUGAGCACUCGAGAGACUCCCCCAUUCCCGUGCAUCUACCAAAUUGCUGCUGGUGGGUGGGUGGUGUGCGUGUUCGACUACCAGAAAUCCCCCAAGAUUGCCUUCCCUCAGCAGCUGAUAGACGCGAAGCGUGCGAUCGCGUUCCUCCGUCGGAAUGCACGCGAGAAAUUUGACGCCAACCCGGACUUCAUUGUCGUUGGAGGAGAAUCUGCUGGUGGCCACCUGGCGAGCUUGAUGGCGCUGACUCCAGCGGACAAGUCUCUGCAACCCGGGUUCGAGGAGGUCGACACAAGUGUACGCGGCUGCAUCGACACCUACGGCGUCCACGACUUCAAGGAUCGUCACGGUGUGUACUUCUACAAGGACAAAGACCACAUCUUCGUGCGUUUCAUCGAGCUGUUGGUCAUGCAAAAGAAAAUGAGCGACGCAGAUGAAGACUGGGAGAACGCAUCGCCCGUUGGAUGGCUUCGCGAAGAGAAAGCUAGCGAUCUCCCUGCCGUCAUCCCACCGUUUCUCAUUUCACAUGGCACGCUUGAUACACUGGUACCAUUCGGCAGCUCGCAGGUCUUCUUCGAGCAGCUGCAGCUAUACCGACAGCGCACACUGCAAGAUCCCGUCGGUGGUGUUUGUGACGUAUUCCUGGAGCUCCCUGGCGCACACCACGCCUUCAACUACGUCAUGUCGCCGCGAGCAAUGGCUCACGGCCAAGCUGUGGUUGCCUUUCUGGACAGCCUGUACGCAAAAACUAAGGACAUUCCGCUGCAUUGCGCAUCAGAUCUGGCGCCGGCGCACAUAGCAGAGCUGGCAGAUGCAGCAGCUGGAGCUGUCACCACCACUACUGCACGACUGGUCAUCAAACCUCUCGACCCGACGCCAUACUUGAACAACGAGCGCCUUACACGCUGGGCUUACCUGGCUUUCGCCGCGUCUACAUUGUAUGUUGUGGAGCGCGCCAAGAACAACAAGAUCCCGCGUGAGAAUUUCUUCGGCAUGGCGGCGUCACUGUUGCCCACAGAGCUUGCGCACAAGAUCGCAGUCGUACACGCGUGUCUGACAGCUUUUCUACUCAAGAAGAAGAUUCCUAUUUUCUCACGCUGGAGCGGCGCAUUUGCUGGUUUGGUGCAGUUCGUAGUAGCGGCGAAGCUUAUGACAUGGUACCGACAGAAUAUCUCGUCGAAGGAAGUUUUCCGCGGCGCAUUCCUCUCGUCGGAUAUUGCGCCAGACCAGCUCCAGAAUAUCGGUCGCAUGACAUUGAAACGGUGGCUGAGCGUGUUACUACCUUUGCCACAGCCCAUGGCCUUGUCACUGAGCUACCCUGGUGUCAGAAAGAUCCGCACAGUUACAUAUGCGCACGUCGGCAAAACCAAAACCAUGAAGCUGCUCAUGGACGUCUACAAGCAUCAAGAUACACCGUCCAAUGCCCCUAUCUUCCUGUAUAUCCAUGGAGGAGGCUGGAUCAUUGGUGAUCGCCGUAUCGCGCCGUUUGCAUGCGUCUACCAAGUUGCCUCUAUGGGCUGGAUAGUGUGCGUGAUCGACUAUCGGUUAUCACCUGGAGUGGCGUUCCCCAAACAUUUGAUAGACUGCAAGAGGGCUGUUUGCUUCCUCCGCCAAAACGCACGAGCUGAGUUCGAUGCCAAUCCAGAGUUCAUCGCUGUGGGCGGGGAGUCAGCUGGAGGACAUUUGGCUAGUUUGGUAGGUCUUACCGCCAAUGAUAAGUCCCUGCAACCUGGCUUCGAAGACGUGGACACAAGUGUGCGCGCAGUUGUCGACAACUACGGCGUUCAUGACUUUAAGGACCGGCACGGGAUCUACUACUCUCGCGACAAAACCCACGGCACGUUGUUGUGA
Messenger RNA from Phytophthora infestans T30-4, 2448 nucleotides. RefSeq names its product endomembrane protein 70-like protein, putative. The record is from RefSeq and is a predicted model, not a curated record. Bases 1 to 2448 code for a protein of 815 amino acids. NCBI's taxonomy places the organism in Eukaryota, Oomycota, Peronosporomycetes, Peronosporales, Peronosporaceae. The transcript has 5 exons.